Molecule: messenger RNA, 870 nt
Organism: Cyphellophora attinorum
Lineage: Eukaryota; Fungi; Ascomycota; Eurotiomycetes; Chaetothyriales; Cyphellophoraceae
Product: Inositol 2-dehydrogenase
Exons: 1
Coding region: 1-870 (289 amino acids)
Molecular function (GO): nucleotide binding
Source: RefSeq, a predicted model, not a curated record
AUGCUCAACAUCGCAGUCGUGGGCGGCGGCGGUCUGAUAGGGAAACGGCAUUGCCAACACGUCUUGGGCAACCCACGGACGACCCUCUGCGCCAUCGUUGACCCUACCGAUGCUGCGUCAGUUCUCGCUGAUGAGCACGAUGUUGCUUGCUACAAGAACGUAGCGGAAUUACUUGGAAGUGUUCACCGUCCGGACGCGGCUAUCGUCUGCACACCCAAUCACACGCAUGUCGAUGUUGGGAUCCAGCUUGCUCGUGCAGGCGUACACAUCCUCUGCGAGAAGCCAAUAUCGAGCGAUCAGGCAAGCGCAGCAUCACUAGUGAAGGCUGUCGAGGAGUGCAAUGUCAAGUUGCUGGUCGGACACCACAGGCGCUUCAAUCCAUAUAUGCAGGCACUCAAGAAGGUCGUUGACUCUGGAGUACUCGGCCAGAUCAUAGCCGUGAACGGGCUUUGGACGACGAUCAAGCCUUCAGAGUACUUCCAGGGCAUCAACAGCUGGCGACGAGACAAAGCUUCCGGGGGCCCAAUCCUGAUCAAUCUGAUACAUGAUGUCGAUCUGAUGCACUUCUUGUUCGGGCCUAUAGCCAGUGUGCAUGCUGAGAGUACGCCAAGCCAGAGGCCGAAUGGAGUUGAUGCCGCUGAAGAGGGUGCUGCGAUUCUGUUCAAGUUCGAGAGCGGUCUGGUUGGGACGUUUCUGAUCAGUGACAAUGUUGCGUCACCUCAUAGCUUCGAGCAGGGGUCUGGGGAGAAUCCGCAUCUGCCAAAGACUGGCAAGGACUUUUAUCGCAUCUUUGGAGCAAAGGGGACGAUCAGCUUCCCUGACAUGACGCUGUCGAGCUAUGAUGCGUGGACGCCUCGUGGAAUAAUGUGA